GGACGAGGGUGAGGGGUAAUGUCUGUGGAGAAAGGGGUUCCGUUAGACUAUUCGCUCUGGGGUAUGAGGGAUGUGCGGGGUAAGCAGCCCAGAGCAGUGAGGGGACGCGGCAAGGCCCGAGGCCAGGCCCGGGGUCACGGGCGGUCGCACCUGGAGCCAGGAAGCAGAGGGGCGCAGAUUCAGCGAGAAACAUUGUGGGUGCCCUGGAACGGGCUCAUUGUGAUCGGGAAGAGAAUGGAGCUCCUGGGUAGAAAUACACAAAAGCCUAGGAUGUGGGGCCCCAAGCUUGACUCUGAGAACUGGAGACUGGACGGUGUGGAAAAGAGGGCCUUGAAAGAGAAGUCAGGCCAGAGUCAGGAAAGGAUGGAUGUGAAGCUACUGCCCAAUGUAGCAGGUGCAUCACAGGCUUCAGCAGGUUUGGGGGAAAACAGCCCAAGGGAGAUGUGGGGAAAGCAAGAACUCAGAGGCAAAAUAGGCGCUGAAUCUGAAGGUGCAGGCACUACAGCAGGGUCUAGGAUGGGGUCUGGUUUUAAAGACAGGUUGAAGGUUACUGGGGUACGGACCAGCGGAGAGGACUUGAGAUCCAGGGGAUAUACACUAGGGCAGAAUGAGGAGGAGCUGAGGUCCGGUGGCGAGAAGUUGAGGUCAAGUAGAGAGAGGCUGAGGUCAAGUGGAGGGAAGCUGAGUCUGACUGGAGGGAAGCUGGGGUCAAGUGGAGAGAACCAGGGAUCCCGGGGAGAGAAGCUGGGAACUAGUGGGGAGGAUUUGAGAUCCACUGGAGAUAAACUGCAGUCAAGUGCAGAAAAGCUGGGGCCUAGUGGAGAGAAGCUGGAGGAUUCAGGAAUGGGGAGCAUAAAUGAAGAGAGUAUUGAAAGGUUGGUAGAAGUUACUGGUGCCGAGAUGGAAAUUCCUGUUGAAAGAGUGGAAGGGAGUGAUGAGCUCGAAGGGGCUAAGGAGGCGGGAAUUGAGGAGGAUGUCUUGGAUGGGGUGAGUGAUAUUGCUGAUGAAUCUGUUUCCGCGGAAGAGAAAGAGGUUAUAGGUGAAGGUAGUGGUGAAGGAGGCAGAUGAAGGACUGAGGCUAAAGAAAGGGAAGCAGAUAGCGGAAGUGUUGCAAGUCAAAAAGGAGACAUUAGAGCCACGCAGAGCAUUAUUGACCCUGAAGAAGUAAACCCGAGAGAGGGAAGGAGAUCACGGGAAUGAAGAGCUUCUGGGGUUGAAGGUGGAGGCCAGGGCCAAUGGAAACAAAGAAGGGUGAGAGAAAGGGAAAUGGGAACAUUUUGAGGAGAAAGGAAAGAUCUGAAAAUGUGUUGAUAAGUAGAGGACAAGUGGAGACUGGGUUCUUGGAGAAGAGCCGUGACUUGUAGGGAAAUGUUUGAGAAGGGGAUUUGGGACGGGCUAGAAGAUUGCGUUUAAUGUGUGAUUGGGUUUACGAGAUCCAGAAGAAUGCGUCGUGAGAAAAAUGGAAAAUUACGGAAGGACAAAGGAUAGGUAAUGGAGGUUGUGAAGGAAGAAGCAAGCUGGAGCGAGCAAAGAAAACUUCUCAAAGAGGAUCCUGAAGAAGAAUGAGGGGCUCCAAAGUGACCAAGGCAAGAGCAAAGAAAAUGAGGGAAGGAAAAAAAAAAAUCUCUGCCUUCCCAAGAUCAUCUGCUCCUAGCCUCGUCUGGUGAUUCUCUGAGCACCGACCGAGAAGUUGUUGCCUCUCUUAAAGGAGGCCCACACAGGCACGAGGUCAGGACAGUUUUGUGGGGCGCUCCAACUGCACGGCACAAUAUGUAAAUGACGAAGGAAAUAAUCAGGCCUGUUCUUUGGAUGGAUUACAUUUUCUCCUGGGACACCAGAUGCAUUCCACUGAGGCCACAGAAAGGAAAAGGAUUGAGACACCACGACAAACGGAAGCCACCUUCUCUGACCAGAGGACUCCACUUCCAUCCUCGACGAGGCCAUCUCCCUGGGCCCCGGGCAGCUCUCCUGUCGGAAUCUCACCUUCUCAUCAGCUCUUACUGGCACCUGGGGAGGGGUUAGAACCUGCCUGUGGUGCUGCUGAGGACAAAGCAAGCAUCCAGAUUGCUGACGGAAAUAGAGAGACCCUCUGCCCACCCCACGGCCCACACCUCUUCCCUUCUGGAGUCUGGAGAUCAUCAUGGGCCCUCGAACUGGGACUGCCUGGCCUGAUACUGCUACGGAAGGGCUCAUCUGAGAGGUGUCCCACCCUUGAGUUCUUCAAAGGAGUGGGAGAGAAACACCGAGGUGCUCUUUUCCCACCUCCUGGAACAUCACGUCAAAGGCCCACGCCUGGCAGCCGCCCCCUCCUCGUUGUCCAUCUAGCAGGGAAGGGACAGGAUGGAAGAACACUGAACUGGGACUCAGGGACCAGGUCCCCAGAGUGAUCGUGUCUCCGCAAGCGAUCUUGGGGAACUGGGAAGAGAAGCCGAAACGGGACCCCGAGUGACUGCACUGGCCUGGCGGAGACCCACGUCAGGAUGUGGGAGUCAGGCAGGUGAGGCGAGCUGAGAGGAAGCCCGGCUGCCACAGCCGAGAGCAGAGUCUCAGCCCAAGGGUCGCAGGCCUUGACUGCCGAGACCACGGGCAGGCCACCUAAUCUAUCCAGGCCACCUAGAUUCCUGUCUUGACUCGAGGCCUACUGGUAACCAUAUAAGGGUAGAUCUUUGAAUAGAAUGCGACAAUUGUUUUGAUUAAUUUCCCUGCAGGUGGAAAAAGAGGUCCAUGGGACAAAAAAGCAGAAAUGCAGAAGACGAGAAUACUUUGAUUUUAAUAGUUGGGGGAAAGUUAUAAAAUAAAAGACAACACAGAGCGUUAGGACUCCCCCAGAUUGCAAUAGCACAGGGACACAGAAAUACAGACGAAACAGGGCUUCCAGAUAAUGUUAUCUCACACUAUUUAACUUCCAGAAUACAGCAGUUCCCAGACACUCUAAACUAAAGCAGUCUCCUGAAACGAUCUGUACACAUUUGGAGGGAAGUCAGGGCAGCCCGCCUCCCGUCGGCAGCCAACGCUGGUGCUGCCUACGGUGUGGCUGCGCUGGGCGGCCCAGCCCGCCGUGUUCCGCGGACCUCUUUCGAGUCUGCCUUCCCGUUCUUCUGCAGGCUGGCUCCACUCCUGCCCCUCUCUCCCUUUUGACCCACGCCCCUUUCCUGUUUUCAGCAGGAGGCACAGCCAAGCCGAUAGAGCCUGGCUGAUACCCUCGAUGGAGCCAAGCAGCCCCAGGACGGCUCUGUCCUUACAUGCUCACAACCCAGCCUAGCCACAUGAAAAACAGUCAGAAAAUCGGCUACAAAUAUAACUUGAUAGCCAUCUAAUACUGUCCUCCUGAGAGGUUUCUGAUGUGUCUGGUUAUUAUUCUCUGUCCCCCCCCCCCUUUUUUUUUUUUUUUUUUUGCUGCCGUCCUAGGGUUUUUCACUCAACCAGGAAAAAGGCAGGCCUUGCAGCCUGGCCCCAUAGUCUUCUCAGUGUCUCAGACAGUGGACCCGGCGCAUCAAAGACUCCUCGCUUCCGCCGGGCUUCCUCCUCGAGCCGCAGCUGGGCUAACUCGGCCUUCGCCAUGGUGACUAUCGUUCCACAAAAGGAGGUCUGUUAGUAGGAGGCAAGCAGGCUCUCGGGACCCCCCAGGCUUGCCUUGAAAGGAUGUGGGAGGGAGGCAGGGUCUCGGGGGGGAAGGGAAGAGCCAGUGUGAUGCGCUACCCCAGCCCAAGGGGAAGAACAGAGCGCAGCGCAUUCCCCAGGCAGGGCCGGAGGAAAGUCUCAGGUUAAACGUCUCGGGAGAACCAAGGCACAGAGGAGGUGUGAAAUGUCCAGGAUAAAUAGAACCGCAUGGGGAGGGAGAAAAGCCAGCUCCGUCCUCUCUUAAAAACAGCCGCCAUCGGCACCAAAAAUAUAUUAAUAUCUGUACAUGUGUCAUCUUUAAAAAAAGGAAAUAAAACUUCCUUGGCACCUUGUA
Messenger RNA from Felis catus (domestic cat), 3955 nucleotides. RefSeq lists its product as uncharacterized. The record is from RefSeq and is a predicted model, not a curated record. Bases 19 to 1068 code for a protein of 349 amino acids. The transcript has 6 exons. Lineage: Eukaryota; Metazoa; Chordata; Mammalia; Carnivora; Felidae.